CUGCACGGAAACGUCCCGAGUUGGAUUUGGAGCACUGUAUUGGCAACUUUGAGUUUUCUGUUGUACCAAAGGCCUUGUUCAGUGCUGAUGGAAUUCCAUUGGCUUGUUUAGACAAAUCAAAAUUGAUUCACGGUAUAGAGGAAUUAGCCAGCAAAGGACAAACGACCAAUGGUUUAUCUGGAGAAGUCGAAACAAACAAAGUAAUCAUUAUAGAUGGAAUGGCUGUUGUGAAUCAAACUCCAAAAACACCGGCAGUUAAAACAUGCAAGGAUUUCGCAUCAGCUUUCACAGAACGUGUACUACAAAUUUCAAGAGGAUGUGAUGAAAUACGAUUGGUAUUUGAUCGCUAUAUAGAAAACUCCUUGAAAGCACGGACAAGAAAGCAUCGUACAUCUGGUAAUGAAGUUCGAUACAAAGUAUCAGACAACACCAAUAUUUCAUCCAUUAGUCUCAAGCAAUUUCUUUCCCACAUUGAUACAAAGCAAGCUUUAACCAUCUACCUGGCAAAGAAAGUGAUGGAGGCUCUUUCAUCAUUGCAUAUUCGGUAUAUAGUGACUUAUGAUACUAAAAUGGAAUCAAAUUUUGUUGAUUGCAGAAUACACGACCACGAAGAAGCUGACACAGCACUUAUAUAUAAUGCUAUGGAUGUUGCACAACAAUCUCCUUUCACCAGUUGUAUUGUUUACUCUCCGGAUACUGACGUGUUUCUACUGCUAAUUUACUACUAUGAGAUGUUACCAAUAAAUACCAUUUUUAGAACAGGGCGAGGUUCUACUCUACGUGAUAUUGAUAUUCGUAAUUGCUUUGAAGCCCUUGGUGCAGUACACGCGAAAGCUAUUCUUGGUUUUCAUACGUUCACAGGGUGUGACCAAACUGGGCGUUUCAACAAGAAAUCGAAGUCUGCUUGGCUGAAGAUUUUUUUACAGGCAGAUAAUGAGGUGGUUCUGGCAUUAUCGACACUUGGAAGUACUGUCGAACUUCCUAAUCUGGAAACACUGGAAAGCUUAGAACGUUUCGUGGUUUCAAUGUAUAAGGGGAAUAAAUGUCCUGCAGACGUGGUAUCACUAUCUCAAUUGCGUUGGAAUUUAUUCUCCAAAUUCCAGUGUGAUGCUGAUAUGUUGCCACCAACAUUAGCUGCAUUAAAGUACAAAAUAUUCAGGUGUCACUUCAUUUCAAUGGUUUUACGAAGCUCGCAUAUCCUCAUUCAACAACUUCCGAAUGCAGUCAAUUAUGGUUGGGAUACAGAUGAAGUCGGUAACUUAUUCCCCAUAAUGACUGAUGAACUUCCUGCACCGUUGGCACUCAUCGAGUUAAGUUCUUGUAAUUGCAAAACAAGUUGCAUAUCCAACCGAUGUAAAUGCCGUAAAAAUGGUUUUUUGUGCACUGACAUGUGUAAAUGUACGAUGUGUCAAAACAGUGGUGGCGCAAGCGAUGAAUCCGAGUCAGAUGAAUAUAGUUCUAGUGAUGAUGAGUGAAUGAAACAUUGUACAAGCAUUGCUAAAGUUGUUUUUUGUCAUUAUUUUCAGCAAUUUUUUUAACUUUGUGAAAUUGCCAGAAAGAAAGUAAACAACUAAACACGUGCUUUGGUCUGUAAAUUACUGGUCUGUAAAUUAUCUCUUGAAGUGAUUUGAACAAUAAAUUUUGAUCAAACAGAAAGACAUUAGGGUGACCCAAUACCAUACUAAAAUUCAACAAAAAAACUUCGCUAUUGAGCAGGUUAUAGUCAUUUUUGGGCUGGGUCAGUAAAUUACCGGUCUGUAAUUUGUACAAAGUUUGAAUAGUAAUAUCUUUCGAACGUUACGUUUUGAAGACAUGGUUCUUACAUUUUUUUUGAUCCACUUGAUCUCCUCUUUCCAACGAUAUAUAAUAUGACAUAUAAAUGUGAAAUUAUUUUUUUGCUGACUGUAAAAGUGAUGACGUCAUCUAAUUUGGUCCGAUGGGACAAAAAAUUUUGCCACCCAUAUUUUUUUGGUAAUUUGGGACCUAAGGAACAACUUUAAAUCAAAAAAUCACUUUUAACACACAUGUGCACACGAAGCUUUAUAUCAGA
Messenger RNA from Hydractinia symbiolongicarpus, 2050 nucleotides. RefSeq lists its product as uncharacterized. Bases 219 to 1475 code for a protein of 418 amino acids. The transcript has 2 exons. NCBI's taxonomy places the organism in Eukaryota, Metazoa, Cnidaria, Hydrozoa, Anthoathecata, Hydractiniidae. The record is from RefSeq and is a predicted model, not a curated record.